Messenger RNA from Dujonia railenensis, 393 nucleotides. Lineage: Eukaryota; Fungi; Ascomycota; Pichiomycetes; Serinales; Debaryomycetaceae. The record is from the annotation of a GenBank genome assembly.
AUGACUAGAACUUCUGUCUUAGCUGAUGCUUUAAACUCCAUUAACAACGCCGAAAAGACCGGUAAGCGUCAAGUUUUAAUUAGACCUUCUUCCAAGGUUAUUGUUAAGUUUUUAACAGUUAUGCAAAAGCAUGGUUACAUUGGAGAAUUUGAAUACAUUGAUGACCACAGAUCUGGUAAGAUCGUCGUUCAAUUGAACGGUAGAUUGAACAAGUGUGGUGUUAUCUCCCCAAGAUUCAACGUCAAGAUUGCUGACAUCGAAGGAUGGACCGACAACUUGUUACCAGCCAGACAAUUCGGUUAUGUUAUCUUAACCACAUCUGCCGGUAUCAUGGACCACGAAGAAGCCAGAAGAAAGCACGUUUCUGGUAAGAUUUUGGGUUUCGUUUAUUAG